Messenger RNA from Ciona intestinalis (vase tunicate), 8383 nucleotides. Its product is annotated as talin-2. Lineage: Eukaryota; Metazoa; Chordata; Ascidiacea; Phlebobranchia; Cionidae. Gene Ontology annotation, molecular function: integrin binding; structural constituent of cytoskeleton; actin filament binding. The record is from RefSeq and is a predicted model, not a curated record. Gene Ontology annotation, biological process: actin cytoskeleton organization; cell-cell adhesion. Gene Ontology annotation, cellular component: cytoplasm; plasma membrane; focal adhesion.
AUUCAUUAUUAACACAUUUGCUUUUGUCACGUAGAUAACAUUUAAACCAAAUGCGGCAGACCACAAUUUGAUUAAAAUCUGAUUUGUUCGAGUUUUUUGUAAUCGCUGAGAGAAGGCAAACAACAAGCAAGAUGGUGCAUCUUAACCUGAAGAUUCACAUCAAGCAGUCGAGUAUGACAAGAACGAUGCAAUUCGACCCUGCCUGUAUUGUAUACGACGCUUGUCGUAUUAUCCGAGAAAAGUCGCCGGAGGCACAAGUAGGCCAAGCUCAAGAUUACAGCCUUUUUCUGGCUGACAAAGAUCCAAAAAAGGGAGUUUGGCUUGAAUCGAGACGACCACUAGAGUACUACCUUUUAAGAGAUGGAGAUAUACUGGAAUACAAACAAAAACAAAGACCACUUAAAGUGCGAACACUAGAUGCUUCUAUCAAGACUGUCAUGAUUGAUGACAGCAACACUGUAGAUCAACUUAUGAUCACAAUUUGUACAAGACUUGGUAUUGUGAACCAUGAGGAAUAUUCCUUGGUGCGUGACACAAUUGUGGAUGAAGCGCCUCUACAGAAGAAGGACACUGGAACUUUACUACGCCCUGGUACUACAGACCGAAAAUUUGAAACUUUAAAAAAGAAGCUUCACACAGAUGACGAGUUAAACUGGCUGAGCCAUGGACAAACGUUACGUGAGCAAGGAGUGGAAGAGUUUGAAACCCUCGUGUUGAGGAGGAAGUAUUUUUAUUCAGAUCAAAACGUUGAUUCUCGAGAUCCCAUUCAACUCAAUUUACUUUAUGUCCAGUCAAGAGAUGGAAUCUUGAAAGGUCAAUAUCCGGUAAGUGAAAAAGAUGCCACAACCUUUGCUGCCAUCCAGUGUCAAAUUCAGCUUGGAAACCAUGAUGAAAAGAAACAUAAACCUGGAUAUAUAGAGCUAAAGGACUUCCUACCAAAAGAAUAUGUGAAGAGUCGUGGAAUUGAAAAAAAGAUAUUUGCCGAACAUAAAGCAUUUGAAUCAUUGAAUGAAAUUGAAGCGAAAGUAAAAUAUACAAAGAACUGCAGAGCUCUUAAAACCUAUGGGGUCACAUUUUUCUUAGUUAAGGAAAAAAUGAAAGGCCGAAACAAGCUGGUUCCACGUUUGAUGGGAGUCACCAGGGAGUCUGUAAUGAGAGUGGAUGAGAAAACCAAAGACAUGUUAAAAGUAUGGCCACUUACAUCAGUUAAAAGAUGGGCUGCUUCACCAAAAUCUUUCACUCUGGACUUUGGAGAUUACCAGGAUGGAUACUACAGCGUACAAACCACUGAAGGUGAACAGAUAGCUCAGCUCAUAGCUGGAUACAUUGACAUUAUUCUAAAAAAGAGGCAAGCAAAGGACAACUAUGGACCAGAUGCGGAUGAAGACGCAGCCAUGGUGGAAGAUGUUGUUUCCCCUCACAGGGCUCAGUUGGUUGCCAUGCACGGUGGAUCAGCAGGUUCCUUCCACUCUGGCUCUGUAGCGAUGCCAGGAGUUAUCCGGAACUCCUCUGCACGACCCGACAGUUACUCCAUGGGAGCUAUGCAGCCACCAACACAAGUCACCACACACCAAAACUUAUCUUUUGGUGGCCAACCACUGACAGCAGCACAGCAGGCAUUCAUGGGCAAUAUAGAGCACGGGUUCAAUGCAUGUCGUGCUGCACAUGAAGGCUUCAACAACAAAGCAAAUCUUCCACCACUUGGUUCAGACGCUGCAUCCAAACAAUGGAAGUUAAACGCAUUGGAAGAAAAUCGACACAACAUUCAAUCAAACCUUGCAGCCAUCGAUGCAGCAACAGCCACUGUCAUCACAAAAACAUCUGGUGAUCGUGAGGGUACAAAUUACACCACUGUAGGUUCUGCAAUCACAACUAUCUCAUCCAACCUUAAUGAUAUGACCAAAUCUUUGAGGUUGAUGGCAGCUUUGCUUGAUGAUGGCAGGGAUGGGGAUGGACUGAUGAAGGCUGCUAGGGAUCUUACUGCAGCUAUCCAAGAUCUUCUGAAAGCAGCUCAACCCAACAGCGAAGAACCAAGGCAGAAUCUUCUCGGAGCAGCUGGAAAGAUCGGAGAUGCAAGUCAUGAUAUCCUCAAAUACAUCGGGGAGGGAGGAGAUGAUGAGUUUCAGGACAUUCUGAUGAACUUGGCUAAAAAGGUAGCAAACGCAACGGCAGCACUUGUGUUGAAAGGAAAGACAGUUGCAAGUCAAUCCAACGAUCAGCAAGUACAAAACCAAGUGAUUGCUAGCGCCACCCAAUGUGCGUUAUCCACUUCACAACUAGUUGCGUGCACAAAGGUUGUGGGUCCUACCAUUAGCAACCCAUCAUGUAAAGAACAACUGAUUGACGCCGCACGUGAGGUCUCACAGUCGGUUGAAGGAUGCUUGGAAUCAACACAGAUUGCCACCGGGGAUCCAGAUUUGCUUCGGGCACUUGGAGAUGCUGCAUCUAAUGUUACCCAAGCUCUUAAUGAUCUGAUCAACCAUAUUAAAAUGGGCUCAGAGGUCAAGGAUGGUAAAUAUGAUGACCAAUGUGAGGCUAUAUUAAAUGCAACUGACAAGUUAUGCAACAGCAUGGGAAAUGCUGCGGUUAUGGCAAAGCAGGCCAGGUUGCUGGGACAAACAACCUCAGAUCUUGUGAACUUGCUCAGAUUGGAGGCAGAAGAUGCACAAGAUGAUGAUUGGAGGAAGUGGCUUCUCUCUACUGUGAAACUUGUUGCUGAUGCAACAGCAAAGAUGGUGGAAGCUGCAAAGGGAACAGCAAGCAACCCGCAUGACUCCCAGCAGCAACAGAAACUUAAACUUGCUGCUGAAAACCUUCGGGCAGCCACCAACGCUGCCACACAGAAUGCUCUGCGCAAGAAACUUGUUCGUAGACUGGAACAAGCAGCCAGUCAAGCAGCAGUUGCUGCCACACAGACCAUUGCAGCAGCCAACGCCGCAGAACCACACAACACAAAUAAAACAAGCCAAAAUCAACUGCUUACACACAGCAAGACACUGCAGAGUGAUCACAUUCCCAAGUUACUGCAAGGAAUACAUGGAGCAUAUGAGGACUUGGAGAAUCCAACAGUGCAACAGAAUCUCAUCACUGCUUCAAAUGAAUUUAUCCCACCUGCAACAAAAAUGGUUGCAUAUUCAAAGGCAGUCGUGCCAACAGUAAGUGAGAAAUCCACAGCUCUUCAACUGGCUAACUGCACCAAGAAACUUGCACUGGCUGUUGCUGAACUCAAAACUGCAGCUGUCAAGGCUGGAGAGGUUUGUGGAGCAAGUGGAAUUGAUGCGGCUUUAGAAACAGUGACAGCACUCGACCGCCAACUGUCAGUCUACUGUGCUGAUGCCAAGAAUGGAGAGUUACAACCCCUCCCAGGUCAAACCAUGCAAUCUUGUGCACAGGAAUUGGGAGCAACCUCAAAAGCUGUGGGAUCUUCUAUGGCUCAACUACUUACUGCUGCUGCUCAGGGUAAUGAAGACUACACAGGAAUGGCUGCACGAAAUACAGCAAAUGCACUGCGAACAUUAGUCGGAGCUGCACGAGGUGUCUCAGCCAACCUGCCUGACCUAGAAUCACAACUAAACCUACUGGAGACAUGUCGGGAUGUGAUGGAUAAGUCCGUGAAUCUGAUGCAGGAGGCAAAGUUGGCUGUGGAGGAUCCAGAAAACCCGGAGAAUAGACAGCGCCUCGCUCAGGUUGCCAAGGCAGUUUCCCAUGCAUUGAACAACUGCAUUAAUUGUCUUCCUGGUCAAAGAGAUGUUGAUGAGGCUCUUAAAAAUAUCGCAGAGAGCAGCAAACGUCUCCUCUCUAACCAAUUUCCAGUCACCAACUCAAACUUCCAAACUGCCCAAGCACAACUGAAUAAGACAGCUGAGGAAUUAAACAUUGCAGCAAAUGACUUGGUCGGUGCAUCGCGCGGAACUCCAUCCGAACUUGCAGCAUCAAGUUGUAACUACAACGAUCGCUUUACAGAAUUACUGGAUGCCGGAAUGAACGUGGCUGGCCAGUCCCGGGACAAAGAAGAUCAGAAUCAUGUGGUUGGAAACUUAAAAAGUAUCUCCAUGGCAUCCAGCAAGCUUCUUCUUGCAGCCAAAGCUCUUUCUGCAGAUCCAGGAGCUCCUAAUGCAAAGAACCAACUAUCAGCUGCUGCCAGAGCGGUGACCGAAAGUAUAAACAACCUGAUCACACAUUGCACUGAGACUGCACCUGGACAGAAAGAAUGUGAUAAUGCUUUAAGACAACUCAAGACUGUAAAAGAAAUGCUUGAAAAUCCCAACGAGCCGGUGAAUGACUUUUCGUACUUCGAUUGCCUUGAAAGUGUGAUGGACAACUCAAAGAUGCUCGGUGAAUCAAUGAGUGGAAUCACCCAACAUGCAAGAGCAAGCGAGCUUGAGAGCUUUGGAGAAGCAGUCACUGCCACACAGAAAUCCCUCAUUGGACUUACCGAGGCUGCAGCUCAGGCAGCAUACUUAGUUGGCAUAGCAGAUCCUAACAGUGAAGCUGGCACUCAAGGUCUGGUUGAUCAGACUCAAUUUGCACGAGCCAAUCAAGCUAUUCAGAUGGCUUGUCAAAGUUUGCUUGAUCCAUCUAGCAACCAGCCACAGGUAUUGUCAGCUGCCACUAUUGUAGCAAAAUACACCUCCGCGUUAUGCAAUGUGUGCAGAGUGGCAUCCAACAAAACUACAAAUGCUGUGGCUCGCAAACAUUUUGUGCAAUCUGCCAAGGAAGUUGCUCAUGCUACUGCUAAUCUGGUCAGGACUAUUAAGGCAUUGGACGGAAACUUCUCAGAAGAAAAUCGCGCAAACUGCUCACAAGCAACCAAACCAUUGAUAGAUGCAGUGGAAAGCCUUACCACUUUCGCUUCCAACCCUGAGUUUGCAAGCGUCCCUGCCAAGAUCAGUGAUGAGGCACGUGAAGCACAACGUCCGAUCAUUGAAUCCGGGAAACAAAUGUUACAAAGCUCAUGUGAUUUGAUAAAAACUGCACGAAAGUUGGCGAAUAAUCCUAAAGAUCCUCCAACAUGGCAAGUAAUGGCCGGCCAUUCAAGAGUGGUCUCGGAUUCCAUCAAAAAACUCAUCGCAAAUAUCAGAGACAACGCACCAGGACAGAAGGAAUGUGAUGAAGCAAUUGAUCGAAUCAAUGAAUCAAUCCAACAAUUCAACGACGCUGCAUUAUCUGCUAUGGAUCAGAGUCUUCCUGCCCGUGACGACAACUCACUCAAUGGAUUCCAAGCCAUGGUUGUGGACACAGUGAACCAGAUCAGUCAGUGUGUUGAUCCGCUUUCAAAUGCUGCAAAGCAAGAUGCUGCCCAACUUGGAAGACAGGUGGCACAGAUGGCAAGUUAUUUCGAACCACUUGCUCACGCUACCAUUGGAGCUGCUGCGAAUUCUGUCAAUCACCAGCGACAAAUGGACAUUCUAGAUUACAGCAAGACACUUGCUGAGUCAGCACUUCAGCUCAUGUUUGCUGCCAAGGAAGGUGGCGGAAAUCCUAAAGACCCACAACUGCACAUGCACAAUAACAUGAGUGGGGAGUUUGUACACCACGAUCCGCACAGGAUGCCGCCGAUGCAGUUACCAUCUCGUGGACACAAGAAGGCGGACAACACACAUGAGGCAAUAGACGAGGCGUCAGCAUCGAUGAAGGAGGCAAUUGAGGAUCUUCUUAAAUCGGUCCAAGAAGCUCCAGAAGCUCUUGUCUCUGGAAUGGUGGAUACAAUUAGCUCAGCUACUGCUAUUCUACACAGCAAUGUGCAAGCAAAUGAGGAUGACACAUUCGCCGAUUACCAAACCUCCAUCAUGAAACACUGCAGAGCAAUAGUGGUGACCAGUAGUGACAUGAGCAUGGCUAUGAACAAUCGUCCAGAUGAACUGGCAACACUGGCAAAGAAGGUCACGGAAGAAUACUCAGCGCUUGCUUCAGAAGGAGCAGCUGCUGCUUCACUUGCUGAUUCCAACGAGGUUAGCAACCACAUAAAGAAGUCUAUACAAGAUCUUGGAGAUGCUUGCAAGGAGCUCGUUACUGCAUCAGGGAUGGUGCAGAGCAAUCCGAGAGACAUCCACGCAAAGAAAGAUCUCAAGGAUGCGGGGAAGAACAUCAAUGAGAAGGUAUCAUAUGUGAUGUCUUCAUUACAAGAAGGUGGUCGUGGCACACAAGCUUGCAUCAACGCACACACCAAGGUUCAAGGCAUCAUUGGUGACUUGGAUACAACACUCAUGUUUGUUACAUCUGGUGCUCUCAACCCAGAGUCUGACAACGAGUCAUUUGCUGAGCACAGAGAGAACAUUCUCUCCACUGCGAAGGCGCUUGUGGAGGACACCAAGCAACUGGUGGCAGGAGCAGCUGGAGGACAGGAAAAGCUUGCAGGAGCAGCACAAUCUGCAUCACAGACCAUCAGCAAACUUGCUGAUGUAGUGAAAAGUGGAGCAUCCAGCCUUGGAGCAGAUGAUCCAGACACUCAGGUGAUCCUAAUCAACGCUGUGCGCGAUGUGGCAUCUGCACUGGCUGAUCUUAUUAAUUCAACUAAAGAUGCAGCUGGUAAAUCCACCUCAGAUCAAGCUAUGUUCCAUCUUAAAGCAUCAGCAAAGGCAAUGGUGACGAAUGUGACAUCUCUAUUGAAAACGGUCAAAUCAGUUGAAGAUGAAGCUGCUAAAGGACCUCGUGCAAUUGAACAAACCAUUAACUCCAUCAAACAGGAACUUAAAUCCCUGCAAUCUGUGGCUGGUGAAGAAAGAAGGGCCACGCCAGAGGAGCUCAUUCAAGUCACCAAGCCAAUCACCAAUGCCACCGCAAAAGCUGUGGCUGCUGGUAAAUUCUGUCGCCAGGAAGAUAUGAUUGUUUGUGCAAAUAUGGGAAGGAAAGCUGUUUUUGAUAUGAUUCAUAUCUGUCGUGCAUCAGCAGCCAACACGGAAGACCCAAUUCAGCAACAAGAUACUUUGAAAUUUGGCUCAGGUGUUGCUGAAGCCUAUGUUAACCUAUUAAGUAAUGUGUUGGCCACAAGCCACCAACCAAGUAACAAUGAUCUAAAAAAGAAUUUGGUCCCUCUUUCAAAGAGUGUUGCUACUGCAGUGAGCAACCUUGUGCGGUCUGGAGAAAGCAUGAAAGGUACAGACUGGGUUGAUCCAAAUGACCCGAACGUCAUCGCUGAACAAGAACUUCUUGCUGCUGCAUCCUCAAUCGAAGCUGCUGCCAAGAAACUUGCCCAACUACGACCACGCAAGAAGCCCAAGCAAGCGGACGAGAGCUUGAACUUUGAAGAACAGAUUUUGGAAGCCGCAAAAUCAAUCGCAACUGCAACCACAGCCCUUGUAAAAGCUGCAUCUGCUGCCCAGAAAGAACUUGUGUUGCAAGGAAAGGUCGGGUCUGUACCAGCCAUGCGUCAUGAUGAUGGACAGUGGUCCCAAGGCCUCAUUUCCGCAGCUCAGAUGGUGGCACGAGCAACCGGUAACUUGUGUGAAGCUGCAAACCAAGCCGUGCAGGGCGAAGCGAGCGAGGAAAAGCUUGUUACGUCAGCAAAGCAAGUGGCAUCCUCCACUGCCCAAUUACUGGUUGCUUGUAAAGUAAAGGCCGACCCUAACAGUGAAAACAUGAAGCGUUUGCAAAUUGCUGGCAAUGCAGUCAAGCACGCUUCAGAAGACCUCGUCAAAGCGGCGUCCGAAUCCGCUAACUCUGACGACGAAGUGGAGGUUGUCAUAAACUCACGACUGGUCGGAGGCAUUGCGCAGGAAAUGAUGGCGCAAGAAGAGAUUUUGCGCAAAGAGCGAGAACUACAAUCUGCAAGGCAGAAACUUGCGCAGAUUCGUCGGAUGCGUUACAAGGAUGAUUCUGAAUCCGAUUAAGCUGUGGAAACAUUUUAUAUCGCCCCAUUCCCACAGCUUCGCAUUUUGCUAGCAUUCGCUUCCGGCCAUCGUCCAAGGUCCAGCAAAAUUACAGUGUCUCGUAAAUUGUACAGCGCUGCUAAAGCCCGGCUUUAUGUUCCUGUUCUCCUGUAUAUAAGAUGAAAAACCCGUCUUGUCCGUGGCGACACCAUUAAGCUGCUGAGCCUCUAUAUAACGGUGUUUAAUUGUACAUAAGCAUUAUUUCUAGUUCGAUUAUUACACAACAGUCUAACAAAAUAUUCUAAAAAUACGCCGACGAGUGUAUUCUUUUUUCAGUCGUGUUGUCUAUUACUCCGAUAAAGCUUGGUGUUUAAAGCGACGAGAUUUUUCUCCGCUCACCCUUAUGAUUUCGCAAGUUGCUGUAUGUUUGUUCUCGCAAUUAACCUCCCUGCCUCGCCAAUGUCCACUAACAGAAAGUUAUUAUCCUGUAUAACAUUCUACGUAAAUCCCUGUAUCAUGAAUGCACAUUAGGCCCGACAAAAUUUCUCAUACGCAGAAUACAUCACUUUACUGAA